AUGACAAAAGGAGAAGAAAUCAAAGAACAAGCAUCCAACAUUGCAACUGAUGUAAAGGAAGGCACAGAGAAAUAUGUCAACGAUAUGAAGAAGGGAAUGGAGAAGGGAGUGGAAGAAGCCAAGGAUGCCAACAAUGGCGGAUUCAUCCAAGAGUUUAUUCACGACAUUGGUCAGAUGUCCAAAGAUCUAUGGGAUGGUACCAAGUCAAUGUUCCAUACUGGUCAAGAAGAAGCCCACCAAGACAUGAACAAGGGUAUGGACGAAGCCAAGGAGAAUCUCAGAAAGGCCGGUGACAAGAUCGAAGAGGGUUGGGAAAACACCAAGGAAAACGUCGAUGAAUACAUGGACAAGGGCAAGAAGAAGGCCGAGGAUUUCAAGCAACGUGAACAUGACAAGGAAUUCUCUCAAGAUCCAAUUGGAACCGUCAAGAAGAACAUCCAAGAAACUGCCGAGGGUGCCAAGAAGAAGGUGCAAGAAUGGACUGGCACUGAACCAUCUACUGGUGAAAAGGUCAAGGAUGCUGCCAAGGAUCUAGCCGAUGACACCAAGCAAGCUGCCACUGACGCCAAGAAGAAGAUUCAAAAGGAAACUGGCACUGAACCAACCUUGGUCGAAAAGGUUCAAGAUGCUGCUGUCGAUGCCAAGAAGAAGGUUCAAGAGUGGACUGGUACCGCUCCAACUACCGGUGAAAAGGUCAAGGAUGCUGCCAAGGAUCUAGCCGAUGACACCAAGCAAGCUGCCACCGAUGCCAAGAAGAAGAUUCAAAAGGAAACUGGCACUGAACCAACCUUGGUCGAAAAGGUACAAGAUGCUGCUGUAGAUGCCAAGAAGAAGGUUCAAGAGUGGACUGGUACUGCUCCAACCACCGGUGAAAAGGUUAAAGACGCUGCCAAGGAUUUAGCCGACGACACCAAGCAAGCUGCCACCGAUGCCAAGAACAAGAUUCAAAAGGAGACUGGUACUCAACCAACUAUGGGAGAGAAGAUCCAAGACGCCGCCACUGACGCCAAGAAGAAGGUUCAAGAAUGGACUGGCACCGAACCAACUGUUGGUGACAAGGUAAAGGAUGCUGCCACCGAUGCCAAGAAGAAAGUUCAAGAGGUAACUGGUACUGAACCAACCCUCGCCGACAAGAUCAAAGGCACUGCCAAUGAAGCCAUCGAUACUACCAAGACCUAUGCUGAAAAGAUCAAAGAAUCAACCGCUGAAACCUAUGACUCAUUGACACACCACAAUGCAAGUGGAAAGACAGCACUCUUAUCUACUAAAAAUUGUAAAUAA
Messenger RNA from Cavenderia fasciculata, 1281 nucleotides. RefSeq lists its product as uncharacterized. The record is from RefSeq and is a predicted model, not a curated record. Bases 1 to 1281 code for a protein of 426 amino acids. The transcript is spliced from 2 exons. NCBI's taxonomy places the organism in Eukaryota, Evosea, Eumycetozoa, Acytosteliales, Cavenderiaceae.